Messenger RNA from Xenia sp. Carnegie-2017, 2070 nucleotides. Its product is annotated as centrosomal protein of 78 kDa-like. The record is from RefSeq and is a predicted model, not a curated record. Gene Ontology annotation, cellular component: centrosome. NCBI's taxonomy places the organism in Eukaryota, Metazoa, Cnidaria, Anthozoa, Malacalcyonacea, Xeniidae. Gene Ontology annotation, molecular function: protein binding.
GGCCCAAGCGCCAUUUUCAAAACAUAUAAAAGUAUUUUGCAUAAUUCUAUGAUAAACUUGUGACUAUUUCGCCAAAAUACCAGGAAAAUGAUUGAAACGGUCAGGCAAAGACAACAAAAUGCUGUAAACUUUAAAAAUUGCUACGAAAAUCUUUGUGCUUUACAAGGCUCUUGCCCGAUGAGUGUCGUUACAGCUAACCUCGAAGAUGAAGCUGUCGAUUUAAAUGCUGAUAGAAUUACGCUUCAAGACUGGGAUCCGAUUUUAAAUGCAACUAAAAUCAAUAAAAACUUGAAAACAAUUGCUGUAAGAAGUUACUGGCAGGAGAAAAUGGAUCCUAGAGAGUCAGAUUCCUCUUGUGGACAAAUAUAUCGAAAAAAGAUACCACAUAUUCGAUCAAAAGAGCUAACUUAUAAAUUAUGCAGAGCCCUAAAAGAAUGUUUGUGCUUAACAGAAGCUCUUGAGGUCUUAAUAUUUCAAAAUAUACCUCUAAGGCAAAGGGAUCUCAAAUGUUUUUCAAAGGGAAUUUCUUGUAACAAAACCUUAAAGCACCUUUCUUUUGAAAACUGCCAAAUUGGUGAUUGUGGACUUGAAGUUUUGAGUAUGGCCAUCAGAAAUUGUUUCUCGUUACAAUCAUUAAAUCUGACCGGAUGUUGCAUCACUUGGCAUGGGGCUGAAAUUCUAGCCAAGAUUAUCAAGAAUCAAGCAACAAAAAAGUGGGGUUUAGCAUGGCACAGUUUGCGUUAUCGUGUGCCUGACCUAGAUAGAAUGUCUGGAUUGAGAAGAAUCACCUUGUGUAAGAACAGUUUAUUAGGAGAUAAAGGUGUUGAAGUACUGACUGAAGCUUUGAAGGAUGAUUUGUGGCUCAAAGCUUUGGAUUUGCAGCAAUGUGGUAUUUCAAAUAAAGGAGCGCUUGCAUUUCAGUCAUUGUUAAGAUGCAACAAAUCACUGGUUGUCGUCGACGUAAGGAUAAAUCCUUUAAUAGAAAGAGAACUGGUGACAUCCAUUACACAACAUGUUAUAGCUAAUUCUGGUCAUGGGGAAACUGAGUAUCCAUGGCUUCGUACCAAAGGAACAGACUCUCCAGCAACUAGAACGAAAAAAAAUAAAAGAAGAAAAUCCAAAAAUGGAUUGUCAAGAGAAGGCUCUUCAAAGUAUAAAAAAUCCUAUUCAUCAAGCAAUAGAUCUCGAACAUAUGGCAUUCCAUGGAGAACUGCAGAGAGAGUAGGCCCAAACAGACAUAAGAAAAAUGAGACUUGCCCAUUUGCUUAUUUACAGGACAAACAUGACGUUUUGGAUAAAUGUAACAAAAAUAAUAAUAAUACAGAGGAAAAACCUGCAGAAAGUGACGAUGAACUGUUUGACUUAGCUGAGCAAACUUGUGGUUUCUUAUCCGAAAGAGUGCGACAGUUGGAAAUUGAAGUAGAGUUUCUUAAACAUUGUCUUGAGGAGGAGAAUCAGAGAAGACUGCAACAGUCUGAGAUGGUCUUAAAGCUUCAAUUGGAGAAUAGAGGACUUCAACGAGAAAUUGAACUUUUGAGAGCGGUCGGCACGAAGCCUGGAAAUGAUCAUUCUCAUAACUUGGCUCCUACGGAGCAACAUCAACUUUCAAGAAAUGACUUACUUGACGACAACGUUUUGGAAAGCAUCGAAGCAUCUUUUAAACAGUUUCACGCGUUUUUAGACAUGUUUAACGGAUCAGAAUUACAAGAUAUGCAGAAUUUGCUUCAUGAAAUGCGAUUAGAAAAGAAAGGAAAUGAAAUCCAGCAUGCAGGCAAGCGCUCGCAAACGAGCAUCUAAAAAUGACUAAAUAAUUCAAUGUUAUUUUUAUAAAAUAUCGUCAAAAAACAAUGGUUUUAUCAUACGUAACAUGAUGUGGAGCGUUAAUGUUUAGCUUGCUGUGAUUGACAUAAACAGAAUGGUGUAUUUUUGACGAUGUUGAUGUUGCGUACGAUAGCUAUUCAUCAAUUUAUAUCGUUGUUUUUUGCUGUUCAUAAAUAUUGUAGUUUAAAACGUUGUCAUUCAUAUUAAGGGCUACCUAUAUAGAUGAAAAAGGAGACCUUUUGAAUUCAA